Messenger RNA from Esox lucius (northern pike), 2794 nucleotides. RefSeq names its product perforin-1. Lineage: Eukaryota; Metazoa; Chordata; Actinopteri; Esociformes; Esocidae. The record is from RefSeq and is a predicted model, not a curated record. The transcript has 10 exons. Gene Ontology annotation, biological process: immune response. Bases 648 to 2519 code for a protein of 623 amino acids. Gene Ontology annotation, cellular component: membrane attack complex.
GUCAUACAGACAGGUCCACUGUUCCAGAAUCUUUUUUAUUAACCUACCAUCAUAACCAAUAGUGAUUGCUACAGUAUGUCUGACUUCGUAAUGUAUUUGACUACAACGUCAACCGAACAAGGAUCCCGCUGAGGCUGGUGACUCACUCCCGCGGUCGCUGACUGUAGACUGCCAGGUGUCAACGUCAGGUUAAUCAGAUCAGCAAAGAAAAAGUGGCACAUCAGCAGUGAGAUCCAUCCACCGAGGCACGCCACCAGUGAGAUCCAUCCACCGAGGCACGCCACCAGUGAGAUCCAUCCACCGAGGCUCCCCAGUAGGGAGAUCCAUCCACAGAGGCACCCCAGUAAUGAGAUCCAUCCACCGAGGUACGUCAGCAAUGAGAUCCAUCCACCGAAGCACGUCAGCAGUGAGAUCUGUCCACCAAGACGCGCCAGCAGUGAGAUCCGUUCACCUAGGGAACACAGCACCUUCUCUAGUCCUAUCACAGCACCCUGAGCCAACCACAACAACCAGUCUGCAAACUUCCCUCCUGCGUAAUAUAUUAACAAACCAGGAAAUGAUGAUGGACCAAAUGGGAAUCCUCUUUAAGACCUUAGAGGGUAUGAAAUCGACUGAUGAAGCAGAGAUAGGCCUGGAUCCACUCAAAGAUGUCAGUGCUCUUCAGAACCUGGAGGAACAACUUUCUCCAGACUACUGUGUUGACCCUGUUGGGGCUGUGGGGGGCCUGGAUCCCCCCUGUCCUGCCCUCCUGCACCACAGGCCAACCAGUAGAGUGCAGUGCUGCCCAGUCAGCUCCCGGGACCAACCUGGCUGGUGAGGGUUUUGAUGUGGUCACCAUGGAGCGCAAGCAGGCCUAUGUGGUGGACGUGGAUAACUGGAGGAAGACCCAGAACGGGACCUGUACACUCUGUGUUAACCCUUUCAUGGAGGGACAGACUCCGAGGCUCCCAGUGGCUGUGGUGGACUGGAGACCCACACAACAAUGUCACAUGAAGAUAUCCAGCACGGUCUACGACUCCAGUGAGGCAUUUGUGAACCAGAGUCAAACAGAGGUAGAUGACAGUUGGAUGAUUGGUCUGGACUUGAUAACCCCCCAGGCAAAGGGGUCAGUCAUGGUGGGGGGUACCCACUCCAGAUCUGCUAAGAGAGUCAUGGAUCAGUCCAAACAGGACAAGUACAGCUUCAUCAAACUGGAAACACACUGCUCCUAUUACAGUUACCGGUUGAUUAAGGACCCUCCUCUACAUCCUGAGUUUUCUCGCUCCCUGGGUCUCCUUCCUCCCCUCUACAACACCCAGACCAAGGCUGAAUACACCCGUUUCCUUGCCACCUUUGGCACCCACUACAUCAGGAAGGUUCAACUGGGGGGGCGGGUGAAGAGUGUCACCUCCCUGAGAGUGUGUGAGGCGUCCCUGAAGGGUUACAAUGAGAAUGAGGUCAAGGACUGUCUGGAAGUUGAGGCCUCUGUUGCCACCAGUACUGAAACAGCUGAAGUCAAAACAGAGACCAAGUUCUGCAAGAAUGACCUUAAAAUUCACGACACCAAAGAGAGUUUCAGCAGCAUGUUUAAUGACAGGUUUACUGAGGUGGUGGGGGGACAGACGGAUGGAGCCACUGACCUGCUCUUCUCCAGGACGGGUGGAACCUCCAAGGGCUUCACUGAUUGGGCAAAAACCCUGAAAACUGUUCCAGACAUCAUCAGUUACUCCCUCCAUCCCCUCCACCUUUUGGUGAAGCAUGCCAGUAAGAGGGCAGGGCUGAAGAAAGCAGUGGAGGACUACAUCCUGGAACACGCCCUGGUCAAGCACUGCUCUGGGAAGUGUAAGAGUGGCUCCAAGCCCAGUGCCCAUGACUCCUGCCAGUGUGUGUGUCAGGCCAGCAAGGAGAUGAACAGACAGUGCUGCCCGCAGGAGAAAGGCCUGGCCCGACUAACGGUCACCAUGAUGUACGCCAAGGAUCUUUACGGGGACACUAGUUCAGAGACAGAUGGUUUUGUCAAGGUGGUCAUGGGUUCUGAAACGAAGCAGACAGGUGUGAUUGAAGGCAACGACAACCCCAGAUGGGAUGAAACCUUGGUAUUUAACACCGUCAAGCUUUCCCUGGCCAGUGAGCUCAAGUUUGAAGUUUACGACGAAGACAUUUGGUGGUUCAAUGGAAAAGACGACCUUUUAGGGGAGUGCAUCGUCCGACCUGUCAAAGCGGGGUCUUAUAACAAUGAAAUGUGUUCACUAAAUCAUGGCAACUUGUUCUACUCCUACAUGGUUGAAUGUUUCCCAGGACUUGGGGGCCCAACCUGUGGGGAGUACAGGCCCUCUCCGAUGAAUUCUGCCCUUUCUGGCAUCUAUACCUCCCGUAACGCCCUGAACAUGACCCAGGAUCUACUGGCUCACAUCAGGAUGGUCCGGUCCCCAGUAGACCCGUUGGCCUUCAUGAUGAAGCAGAAAGCAAAUGAUCAACCUCGUCUCUCUCUGCCCUCAAUGAGCUGUGAUCAAAACCUUAUGCAGAGUAAUGCACUGUAAACCUUAGCCUGCCUAACCUACUUUAUUGCAUGUGAUUUCUAAAUGUAUUUUUCUCAACAAGAAAGCAAUUUACAUCAAUAAUAAAGAAUCAAACACUCCAAAAUAAUAUAAAAGAGAACAAGUAUAUUUGAAUACCAUACAGUGCUUUUCUGGUAAUGGUAAUGUUUUACUUUAGGUUCUGUAAGUAUAUUUGGCUCUACAUUAACAACAGAAAUGUUACAUUAGACCUCUACGUAUGUGUCCAUCCUCUCAUAACUGUACCUUUCUGUUUGUGC